Purpureocillium lilacinum is the source of this 324-nucleotide messenger RNA. RefSeq lists its product as uncharacterized. Lineage: Eukaryota; Fungi; Ascomycota; Sordariomycetes; Hypocreales; Ophiocordycipitaceae. The record is from RefSeq and is a predicted model, not a curated record.
AUGCCACGGCUGAACUUGCUAUCAAGGGAGAUGACCGACGUGCCACUGUCCUCGUCUCUGUUGUCUUUGGCCACCACUGGCCAUGGUGCCUUGAAGCAGCAGCGACCACACAGCAACGUGGGCAACGACAGCAACGAUAGCAACUAUAGAAACGACAGCAACCACGGCAACGAGGGCAACGAGGGCAACAAGGGCAACGAGGGCAACGAGGGCAACGAGGGCAACGAGGGCAACGAGGGCAACGAGGGCAACGAGGGCAACGAGGGCAACGAGGGCAACGAGGGCAACGACAGUGACGGACGACAUCGACGGCGGCCGCAAUAG